Molecule: messenger RNA, 598 nt
Organism: Seriola aureovittata
Lineage: Eukaryota; Metazoa; Chordata; Actinopteri; Carangiformes; Carangidae
Exons: 5
Coding region: 112-396 (94 amino acids)
Source: RefSeq, a predicted model, not a curated record
AGCACAGGUGUGAGCAGGAAAGCUCAGCAUUCAGAACACUACAACAACUUCCUCGACCAUCUGCGAGACAGUCUGCUAAAGUUGAGAAGACUUGCUGUGAUCACUGAAACCAUGCUGAAGGUAGCACUUGUGCUUGGAUGCCUCCUGAGCCUCAUUCUGGCCAAUCCUGUGGACAUGGUGCACCAACGACUUGCUCGCUCAAACUCUGGCUCAAACUCUGACUCUAACUCCAAUGAGCUUUCCGUAUCCAUGUCUUCACAACAAUUGCUCCAGCUCCUUCUUACCCUCAUCCAGCAACGACAACCAGUUACUGCUCCACCAGCAGCAACUACUACAGCUGCACCUACAACAACUACAGCAGCCUCUACUACAGCUGCACCUACCACUGCCGCAUAACCAACUGCUGCCACAAAAACAUAUAAUCAGCAAUUUAACCAGAGAUCAAUAAGUGAAAGAAAUUUUGACAUCUAUGCUAUUUUGUGUCAGUUUGUCAUGUUUUACUGAAAACUCAUAAUUCCAGUUCAAGUAAACAUGUGGAUCAAAAUCACUUUACUCUCUGUAUUAUUUGCUGAAUAAAAUGAUAAAUGGAAAAAAUGAA